Molecule: messenger RNA, 1357 nt
Organism: Sorghum bicolor (sorghum)
Lineage: Eukaryota; Viridiplantae; Streptophyta; Magnoliopsida; Poales; Poaceae
Product: L10-interacting MYB domain-containing protein
Exons: 2
Coding region: 472-1026 (184 amino acids)
Source: RefSeq, a predicted model, not a curated record
CGCGAGCGCCCGCCUCCCAGCGCCCGCCGCCGGGCCUCGUCUGGCAGCGCCGCCGCCCCCUCGUCUGGCAGCGCCGCCACCCAGCGCGCGGCCCCCCUCCCUCCUCCUCUCUUCUCCCCCCUCGGCCCUUCCUCCCCGCCGUCUCCCUGAAGGACCAGCGCCGGCGCCCCGUUCCCUAACCCUAACCCUACAAGAGAAGAAGAGAAAGAAGAGCACCUGGACCUGCCGGCGAGGAAGGAGCACCUGGACCUGCCGGCGAGGAAGGAGAAAGAAGAGCACCUGGACCGCCGCCCCCAUCAACCUAGCAAGGUAUACCUUCAGCAGCCUCUGGAGCUAUUUUUUUUUACAGAGAGUUCAUGAUUUGCACUAGAUGGUCUGUAGUUGUCCAAUUUUGGGAUGAAUUUGGUGCUAUGUAGUUCAAUUUAGCGAAUUGUUUUUCCUAUUCUGAAUUGUUGUGUUGAGUUGGUAUAGAUGCCGGAAAUUGACUGGAACGUAGAGAACACUCGGAUCCUUUGUGCUUUGUUGGCUGAGCAAGUUGAGAAAGGAAAUCGGCCAAAUACAUUCUUGAACUCAGUUGGGUAUGCUGAGGUUGAGAAAGGGUUUAAAGAUCGGGUGGGUAUUGAAUUGGUCAAGGGACAAAUCAAGAACAAGUGGGACAAAUUGAAGGAAGAUUUUAAGGCAUGGAAAAAGUUAACAACGAGGCAAACAGGAAUUGGUUGGAAUAAUGGUACUAUCAAUAUGGACGACGAAUGGUGGAAGAAAGCUAGAGCUGAUAUUCCAGGUUGUGGGAAGUUUAGGAAGCAUCCACUUCAAAAUGAAGAUGAGUUAGCAAUUUGUUUUCGAGGCAUUGUAAACAUUGGUUCUGAUCACUGGAACCCUUGUGCCAACACCUCGACAAUGGCUGUGGAUGAAGAAGCUGCUGUGUCUCGCCAUGCCUCCGAUACAUCUACAUUUGAAGCAAGCUUUGUGACUAUGGACGCAUUUCGUGAUAGUUUGGCUACAUCCAUCGCAUUAGCUUGGAAUUAAUGUAAUCAUGCUCUCAAACUAUAUGUAUUUUGUGUUCUCAGGUUAUUUUAUUAAACUUGUAAUGUACGAUUUUUCCUUUGAUGGAUUGUUAAAGUUAUUAGGAAUUAUUAUUUCGGAUGACAAUCAUGUAAUAUGUUGGAUUUUUUUUAAACCAUGUUGGAAUUUAAUUUUAGUUAACUAGUUUGCUGCUACUGGGUAUCAAUUACACUUGUAAACCAAGGGCAAAGUGGGCAAACAACACAGACAAACAGAACUCUGGAGCUCAGAGUAUCAUUCUAGCCAAACACUCCCAAAAGACAGCUCCAACUCCACUCAGAGCCAGCUCCAGCUG